This is a messenger RNA of Pteropus alecto (black flying fox), 861 nucleotides long. RefSeq names its product L-gulonolactone oxidase. Gene Ontology annotation, molecular function: oxidoreductase activity, acting on the CH-OH group of donors, oxygen as acceptor; FAD binding. The coding region runs from base 1 to 861 and encodes 286 amino acids. Lineage: Eukaryota; Metazoa; Chordata; Mammalia; Chiroptera; Pteropodidae. The transcript has 9 exons. The record is from RefSeq and is a predicted model, not a curated record.
AUGCCAGAAAAGCAGAGAGGAGAACCAAGUUUGUUAGCGGCCGAGCCCUUUGCAGACAGGUCCACCCGGAGCGGGAAGCACAUCUCCCUCAGAGCAGACCCCGUGGUCAUCAGAGGCACCGUGGGAAGACCAGGGUCUAUAUCUCGGAGUUAUAUACCUAUGGGAAUUUUUUCUGAGGUGCCGGCCCUGGCCAGGCAGCAGAACAAGUGGGUGAAGGUGGUAGGUGGUGGCCACUCGCCCUCAGACAUCGCCUGCACCGAUGGCUUCCUGAUCCACAUGGGCAAGAUGAACCGGGUCCUCCAGGUGGACACAGAGAAAAAGCAGGUGACCGUGGAGGCUGGCAUCCACCUGGCUGACCUGCACCCACAGCUGGACAAGCAUGGCCUGGCCUUGUCCAACCUGGGAGCCAUGUCAGAUGUGACUGCAGGUGGCAUCAUUGGGACCGGAACACACAACACGGGGAUCAAGCACAGCAUCCUGGCCACCCAGGUGGUAGCAUUGACCCUGCUGACGGCCGACGGGACCAUUCUUGAGUGCUCCGAGUCCAGCAACGCAGAGGUGUUCCAGGCCGUGCAGGUUCGCCUGGGCUGCCUCGGAGUCAUCCUCACCAUCACCCUGCAGUGUGUGCCCCAGUUCCACUUGCAGAAGACUUCCUUCCCUUCCACCCUGAGAGAGCCCCCCUCCUCUUCAGCCAGCUGGUUUGGGGACUAUGCCAUCGGAUUCCAUUUACUGGAGUUCCUGCUCUGGAUCAGAUACAUUUACCACAAUGUCCAUGAAGGCUUCUUGUGGCUCACCUACGUGGCAGAAUACGAGGCCCUGGAUCCAGUGAUAUUAUCUGUAAACCCACACGAGGUGUUCUGA